GCAGGUCACAAGUGUCGUUCAAAAUUCUCCUUCAGCUGUUCGAGCACCACGAGUGUAGGCGCGUAUGUGGGGCCACGCUGACAGAUUAAAACACACGACCUACAAUGGCGCUGAUGGGAGUGCAGUUGGUAGUCAGCUUGCUGGCCGUCAGCAUAAUGCAGAAAAUGGCUCCACAUUACUCCUUUGCUCGCUGGCUGUUAUGCAGUGGCAGGCUCUUAAGGUUCAAACACCCUUCUGAGGGAGAGCUCUGUGCUCUGGCAGGCAAACAGAUGCCCAGUAAGACCAGCAGGAGAGACAGGAGGCAGAAUGGCCACGGGGAGCCCAAGCCACUUACCGUCCCAAAGGACAUUGAUCUACAUUUGGAAAGCACCCCUGUGAAUGUUUUGGAUGCUUUGGUGUUGCGCUUCUUCGUGGAGUAUCAGUGGUUGAUUGACUUUGCCGUUUAUGCGAUUGGCAUCUACGUCUUCACCGAGGGCUACUAUUACAUCGUGGAUGCCAGUAAAGAGGUCAACAUUAGUGCCAUCUGGUGUGUCCUGACUGUAUUCUUCUGCCUGAGGAUGCUGUAUACUCUGAUGAGCCACUACUUUCGCUCUGAUGAGAGUGGCGAGCGCUCCGUGUGCCUGGCGUUUGGCUUCCUCUCCCUGCUUCUUGCCAUGCUGGUCCUGGUGGUGAGGGAGGACUAUCUGGAGUUCGGCCUGGAGCCUGGUUUCAUCAGUGUCUUUGAAAACUUCGAAGCGUUUGCCAAGCAGCAGGGCUUUGAGUGGUCCGUUCCUUUCACCAAACUGGGGGUGAAACUGGCCUUGGCUGCCAUGUGUGCCGUCCUUGGUGCUCUGCUUGCGUUCCCUGGCCUUCGCUUGGCACAGACACACUUAGACGCCGUGCAGAUGAACGCCGAUCGGCGACUCGUUCAAAUCCUCCUGCACAUCAGUUUCCUGUCUCCACUGGUUGUUGUUGUAUUGUGGGUCAGGCCUCUGGCCCGUGACUUCCUGGGAAAUGCUCCUAUGGGAAAGCAGUCAGUCACAUUGCUCUCCAGUUCUGCAUUUGAGUCCAUGCGGCUGUGGGUGAUUGUGGGGUUGUGUGCGUUGAGGCUGCUGCUCACCCACCACCACCUGCAGGCCUAUCUCAACCUCGCUUCCAAGUGGGUGGAGCAGAUGAAGAAAGAGGCGGGGCGUAUUGCUGCUAUCGACAUCCAACGAAAGGUGACUCGUGUGUACUGCUAUCUGACUGUAGUCACACUACAGUACCUCAUUCCUGUUUUUCUAGUGCUCUUCUCCACCCUGGCCCUCAAGGCUUUAGGUGACUAUUCUUGGGGGCUGGGCGCCGAGACUCCCCGCUUCACCCCUGCACCAGUCCUCCCUACCGCACCUCCACCGCCCCCUGCACUAGUGGACAAGGACGACCUAGAGGAUAUGGAGGAGGAUGUUCAGGCUACCGUGGCCCACUUGUCUGAGGCCUUCACCGCCUUGCGUGCGGUCCUCACUCCACUCUUCUUCAGAGGGCUGUUCGCCUUCCUCACCUGGUGGGUGGCCGCCUGCCAGCUCCUUAGCAGCAUGUUUGGCAUCUACUUCCACCAGUACCUCAUGCAUAGCUGAGGAGCGCCCCCCAGUGAUGGCUUGGUGUACUGUUGCCCGGCGCACAUAUGCGGCUGGGCUGUCAGCUCUGACGCGCCAGUGCACAGCAGGCUGGUGUCAUUUAUGGCCACUCAAGAUCGACUCUGACUGCUUGAUCUUGUCAGGAGGUGGUGGUGUUUUUAGUCUAAGUCAGAGGGAAUGUUAAAAUGUGGCUACUUGUCUGUUACCACGAGUUUUAUUUUAAUUUUUGUACCCUUACAUGGAAGAGAUGUGUGAUUGAAUUUAUGCAAGCAACCUUAAAUCAUAUACAGAAACCGCAGGAGAAAGGGUUUAUUAUAUUUGUAUUUUUUAAAUAAUCCUUUUCCUGUUGAAGCAUUUUAAAAUCAUGUCCUGAAAAAAAAUCUUAUACUACAAAAUCAAAUCCUUGUACUACAGAUCAAGAAGCUUUAAUUUAGAAUAUUCCUCACCUUCAUCAGGCUGAUGGUGACGUCUUAUGAUGGUAAGUGCUUGGUAACUCAGGGAUGUGAAGUCAGGAACUGAAUUUCCACUACCAGUAUGGCCCAAACGAUCAAAGGCUUACUUUUAAUACUGUAGCUUAAAAAAAAAAAAAACAACAACACAGUGAAGCCUACAAAACUAGAUGCAGUUAUGUUUAGUCACUCCUAAAUUUUUCUUCCAAUGCAAAUUAAAACCCUUUUUUUUUCAUGGUGUGUUUUCACUGCCAAGCUGUACCUGUAAUUAUAUUAACGGGUGUGGUGGCAGUGCGCCAGAAGUGCUCUGCUUCUAAAUAUUUCUGAUGUGUUUAGUUGUCCUGUGCCACUGACCAAUUACACACACAAAUUCAGAACAAGUAGAUUUUUGCAGUGUGACAAAUUGUUUAAGAAUGUUGCACUAUUUUUAAACUGACUGAAAUGUAUGGUGAGACUGUUUCAUUAAAAUCCAGAAUGCCUCAGAA
Electrophorus electricus (electric eel) is the source of this 2526-nucleotide messenger RNA. It is a transcript of the gene tmem161a, whose product is annotated as transmembrane protein 161A. The record is from RefSeq and is a predicted model, not a curated record. NCBI's taxonomy places the organism in Eukaryota, Metazoa, Chordata, Actinopteri, Gymnotiformes, Gymnotidae.